Aedes albopictus (Asian tiger mosquito) is the source of this 6240-nucleotide messenger RNA. RefSeq lists its product as uncharacterized. The transcript has a single exon. The record is from RefSeq and is a predicted model, not a curated record. Gene Ontology annotation, biological process: DNA integration. Gene Ontology annotation, molecular function: nucleic acid binding. NCBI's taxonomy places the organism in Eukaryota, Metazoa, Arthropoda, Insecta, Diptera, Culicidae. The coding region runs from base 1 to 6240 and encodes 2079 amino acids.
AUGUCGAGCCAAGGAUCAAGAAGGGGUACACCCACCGUCCAGACCAACGUUGCUGGAGCUAUCAGUGUCACCGAGUGGAACACGGAUCGCAACCAAUCGUCUGUAGAGCAGUCAGUGGUAAACCCCAAAGUCCCCCCUCCCGAACAACAGGUAAUUGAUAAUAAGACCGAUAAAGCAAAUCCCGCCUAUUCCGGCGCGGUGAAGAAAACCAUAACUAUUCCGGCGGCUAGCCGUGAGGCACCAGUAGUAAAUGUACCCCUAGCUACCGCCUCCAAUGUCAAUAAUGAUUUUGUCAGACGUAAUCCGUUCCGUCGCGCGCGUGAGAAUCGGUACGAUCGCUGUCAAGUGUGUGGCAAUCAAAUUAGUGACAAUCUUCUUCAGUGCAAUGGUUGCAACGCGAAUUAUCACUUAGUGUGUGUUAAAAUGUCGUCAGGCCCAGAAGGACUAACGUGGUGGUGUAGGAACUGCCAGACUGCAGUCAGUGCUGGUUUCAAACCCCGACAACUGCAGCGCGUUCCCACCAAAGCAUCUUCAGACCCCACAGCAAACACCCAAGGAGAAAUCUCGCAUUAUAAUCCACCCCCAGCGGCGCCACCCAAGAGUCAGGUUCAGAUCCAGGAACCAAUUCUACGAGGGACGCGGAGCAAAGGAUCCAUCAGCAGCCGCGGGGCCAGCAGACGAAUUGAGCUGCAGCUUCAAAAACUAGAAGAGGAGAAGAAAUUUCACCAGCAGUAUCUGGACCAGAAGUACAGUCUCAUGUUGGAGUUGGACAGUGAAUGCAGCAGUGAAGUACUGGACGAAAACGAGCUGGAGAAGAUCGAGGACUGGAUUGCCGCUACGGAAGGUUGCGCAGACGAAUUGGACUCCGGAGUUGAUGCAGAGCUAACAAUGGAAGGACACAGGCACGGUAACGCAAACCUACUCACGGAGCACAUCGCUCGAAGAGCAGAUCAGUUAGACACGCAGGCCUUCAACGUUAACGAACUUCAUCGUGUACCAGUCGGAAACAUCGGAAAUCGUCAGGCAAGACCAGCAGCACCUGUAACUUGCAACCCGAACGACAUUAGAGCAGCCCCGGUCGGUAUCCACGGUCAAGGCCGAGCAGCGUACGUUCCUCCAGAUCAGAACAUGAGAAGAGCGUGUACAACAAAUAACUUUUUACCUCAACAAGGCUCAACGCCGAUGCGCCAGACAGCGCGCGAACAUGAUCCAACGAUUUUUCCACAACAUUUCGACCCGGUAGGCAAUGAAACGGUUUGUAUACUCAACCGAAGUCAGCUGGCGGCACGCCAGGCGGUCUCAAGAGAUCUCCCAGAAUUCAGCGGCAAUUCCGAAGACUGGCCCCUCUUUCUUUCCGUCUUCAAUACGUCGACCCAGAUGUGUGGGUUCUCACCGGAGGAGAAUAUGCUGAGACUACGGAAAUGCUUGAAGGAUAGGGCGCUGGAAGCUGUGAGAUGCCGCCUACUACACCCAUCUAACGUGGACGGCGUAAUAGCAACCCUCAAAAUGCUAUACGGAAGACCAGAGGCUAUAAUCCAGUCUAUAAUCAAGAAGGUUAGAUCCCUACCGGCUCCCAAUAUGGAAAAAUUGGAAACCGUUGUCAACUUCGCCCUCGCAGUGGAAAACCUUGUAGCCACCAUGCAAGCUUGUCAGAUCGGAGACUUCGUGUACAAUGCUUCAUUGCGACUGGAGCUAGUGGAUCGCCUCCCACCAACAUUAAAACUAGACUGGGCAAAAUGUGUUCGCAACAACCCGGCACCCAACCUUAUCGACUUUAGCAGCUGGCUGUACAAUACAGCAGAAGAUGCCAGUGCAGUCAUGGUCUCUCCGUCAACAGGACUGCGGCCUCGCAGUACCAAAAAGGAAGGUUUCCUGAACCACCAUUCGGAGACCAGCCCUGAUGUCUCACGCAGACAAUGCGUGAAGUCAGCUACAGAAUCUUCAACCAAGAGCGAAACAUCAAGAAUCUGCAUCGUGUGCAAGGGAACCUGCUCGGCGCUGCACAACUGUAAGCGUUUCAACGAGUUCAGUUUUGACUCGAAAUGGGCGACUAUCAAGGAGCACAAGUUGUGUCGCAAAUGCCUCCGGAAACACAACGGAAACUGCAGAUUGAAGCAGCAAUGCGGAGUCAAUGGCUGCACCUAUCUGCAUCAUCCACUUCUCCACGGAACCAGGCACGCUAGCGGUGAAUCCAACGGCCCGCAACAGGAUCCACCCCGAGUUGAAACCACCAGUGUCAACGUACAUCAAGGACAGUCAGAUUUCCUGUUCCGCAUCUUCCCGGUCACCCUCCAUGGUCCGCAUAAGACAAUACGAACGUACGCAUUUGUCGACGACGGUUCGGAAUUGACACUAAUUGAACAGAGUCUUGCGGAUGAGCUCGGCGUAAAGGGAACCAACAUCCCGCUGUGCUUGAAGUGGACCGGGGAUACUUGUCGAGUAGAAAAAUCAUCGCAGCAAAUAGGACUUCAAAUAUCCGCCGUACAAAACCCAGAGAAAAGGUUCAGUCUUUCUGAUGUACGCACAGUAGGAAACCUGAAAAUUCGGCCGCAAACGCUGCGGGCAUCCGAAUUACAAGAACGAUACCCUCAUCUAGCGGGAAUACCAUUGGAAUCGUAUAGAAACAUCAGUCCAGGACUCCUGAUAGGACUUGACAACGCCGCUCUGGGUCACGUGACCAAAAGCCGAGAAGGAAAUCUGAACGAGCCUAUCGCCGUAAAAACACGACUUGGAUGGACAGUGUAUGGCUGCUGCUCGACCGACACUAAGCGAAUUCAUCACGUCAACCAUCAUAGUGUUGAGGCUUGUCACUGCAACGCAAGCGACGAAGACCUUCACUUGGCAAUGAAGCAGUAUUUCGCGCUGGACAGCCUCGGCGUUACCAUUCCAUCCAAACAGUUGAUGUCGUCGGAGGACCAGAGAGCCCGAACCCUACUGCAAACUCUUACAAUACCUAAGGAAGGUCGCUACGAAUGUGGCCUGUUAUGGAAGUAUGACAACGUUAGACUACCGGACUCAAAGCAAAUGGCCUUAAACCGUUGGAAGUGUUUGGAUCGGCGCCUGAUGAAGGACUCGUCCCUAGCCGAAGUUCUCAGGCUCAAAAUUGGAGAGUACAUCGCGAAAGGCUACAUCAGCAAACUAUCUACGGAAGAGCUCAUGAUACCACGACCUCGCGUAUGGUAUUUACCGAUGUUUCCAGUCUGGAAUCCCAACAAGCCGGGUAAAACAAGACUGGUAUGGGACGCUGCCGCGACUGCCCAUGGUGUAUCCCUGAACUCCGUUCUAUUGAAGGGCCCAGACCAACUAGCAUCGCUUCUAACGAUUCUAAUCAAAUUCCGAGAGUUCAAGAUAGCAGUUUGCGCUGAUCUUCGGGAAAUGUACCAUCAGGUACUGAUGCGCGAGGAUGACCAACAUUGUCAACGUUUUUUCUGGAAGCAUAAUGACACAGAUCCCGAACCCAGCGUUUACGUCAUGAAGGUGCAGUCAUUCGGCGCGUGCUGUUCGCCUAGUAUCGCACAACACGUUAAAAAUCACAAUGCUGAAAAAUUCAAGCAAGAAUGCCCUGCCGCUGUUGAAGCUAUCACCAAAUGUCACUACGUGGACGAUAUGCUUAUGAGUGUGGAGACGGAAGAAGAAGCCGUCCAGGUGUCUACGGAUGUUAGAAAGAUUCACAAGCAGGGCGGUUUCGAAAUGCACAACUGGUUGUCAAACUCGCCGCGGGUUCUACAAAUUCUAAAGGAACCAACAACGAAGGAGAAGGACUUCAGCAUCGGACAGGAUACUAUGGCUGAAAAGGUCCUCGGAAUGUGGUGGGAAACCAACUCGGACUGUUUCACGUACAAGCUGUCUUCACGUCUAGAUUCUGGAUUGUUAUCCGGGGACCGCCGUCCUACUAAACGCGAAGUAUUACGCACGCUGAUGAUGCUGUACGACCCAUUAGGGCUCAUCGCCCACUUCACAAUGCUCUUGAAGGUAUUGCUUCAAGAAAUCUGGAGGACUUCAGUAGACUGGGACGAUGAGAUAGAAGACGCACAGUUCGCGAAGUGGCUGACGUGGUUGAAGGCGUUACCAAGUAUAGCGGACAUCAAAAUUCCACGCUGCUACCGAGUAGAAACCUCGUUGGCUGACGGCAUUGAGAUCCAGCUCCACACCUUCAUGGACGCCAGCGAAAGCGGAUUUGCGGCCAUUGUGUAUUUAAGGUUCCAAGACACGAAGUCGAUCGAGUGUUCGCUAGUUGGAGCCAAAACAAGAGUCGCCCCAUUAAAGUUCCUAUCAAUUCCGCGUUCUGAGCUACAGUCCUGUAUUCUCGGUGUAAGACUUAGUGAAACCAUCCUGCAGUCGCUUUCCGUUAAGGUAUCAAGAAGAUUCUUCUGGACCGACUCCAGAGACGUGUUAUGCUGGCUAAACUCAGACCACCGACGAUAUAGUCAAUUCGUUGCUCACCGUGUUAGCGAGAUUCUGGAAGUGUCAAACGCAGAUGAAUGGUACUGGAUACCAACCAAACACAACGUAGCCGACGACGGUACCAAAUGGAAGCAGACGAUCAAUUUGAGCUCUUCAUGCCGUUGGUUUACAGGGCCCGACUUCCUCCGUAAACCACCAGAUACAUGGCCAGGGACUACACGCUCCAUCGGCACUACUGAAGAAGAACUUAGACCACAUCUACUAACGCACGUUCAAACCGAGGAUCCAAUCAUAGCACCACAAAAUUUCUCGCAGUGGUCUAGAUUGUUGAGAAGAAUUGCAUACCUUUACAGAUUUGUCGAUUGCUGGAAAGCCCGUCUUCAUAAGGUACCGAUAGCUCAAGGAACGCUAACUCAGGCAGAGCUUGCCAAGGCCGAGCGCUAUCUGUAUCGUCUGGCGCAAGCAAAUGCGUACUCUGCAGAAGUAACCGCUCUCUCGACGAAUGCUGCCACAAAAUCACCUCGACAAGUCGCAAACCAUAGCUCGAUUCGUCGAUUAAGCCCCUUUCUGGACGAGCACGGAAUCCUUAGAGUUCGUGGGCGCACGAGCGCCUGUAAGUUCAUUGACUACAACGCAGUGAAUCCUAUUAUACUACCGCAUCAAGAGCACAUCACAAGAUUGAUAGUGGAGGACUUUCAUCGCAGAUUUCUACAUCAAAAUCAUGCUACAACGAUGAACGAAAUUCGCCAACAGUUUCACGUAACGCGACUCAAAAGUGUCUACCGUACCGUUCGCAGAAAGUGUCAGCAAUGCCGUAACGAUCAUGCCGCUCCACAACCGCCAGCCAUGGCAGACCUGCCACAGUCGCGUCUAGCUGCCUUCAGUCUUUCGUUUGUCUACAUGGGGGUGGAUUACUUCGGUCCACUGUUGGUCGUGGUCGGCCGCCGUACAGAGAAGAGAUGGGGUGUCCUGGGUACAUGCCUGACGACUCGCGCCAUUUGCAUAGAGAUUGCCCACACUUUAACCACCGAUUCAUGCGUUAUGGCAUUACGGAAUAUUAUGGUACGGAGGGGGGUUCCAGCGGUCAUCUAUAGCGACAGAGGAACAAAUUUCCAAGGCGCUAGCAAAGAUGUGCAACAAGAAAUGCACAACCUACAAGAGCGUCUCGUAACAGCAUUCACCACAUCCAAAACAGAGUGGGUCUUUAUCCCACCUGCCUCACCCCACAUGGGAGGAGCGUGGGAACGGAUGAUUCGAACGGUCAAACAAAAUCUGAACAAACUUCUCCCCAAUAGAUUUCCAAGUGAUGAAGUUUUGAGGAACACAAUGAUGGAAGUAGAGAACAUAGUCAAUUCUCGGCCUCUUACUGAAAUUCCCCUCGACAACGACCAGUCACCUGUUCUGACUCCCAAUCACUUCCUGGUGGGGUCGCAGAACGGACUAAAACCUCGGAUUCCGUUUGAUGACAGUCCGGUAGCCCUGAAAUACGGUUGGCAACACUCUCAAGUGAUGGCUAACAGAUACUGGAAGCAAUGGCUACGCGAUUACCUACCAACGAUAACGCGAAGGAAUAAAUGGUUCAACAAUGUAAAGCCGAUUGAAGUAAACGACAUUGUGGUCAUUGUGGACCCUCAGCUGCCACGUAACCAGUGGCCAAGAGGACGGGUCAUCGGGGUCACUACAUCCGCAGAUGGCCAAGUGAGAAGCGCCACGGUGCAGACAUCAAAUGGAGGAAUCUAUGAGCGACCAGCUGUAAAGCUCGCCGUGCUCGACGUUGGCGUUUCGAAGAAUACAGCUACGGAGGAUCCUACGUGUAUUUCAGGGGGGGAAUGUUAG